This is a messenger RNA of Aspergillus ibericus CBS 121593, 1597 nucleotides long. Its product is annotated as alpha/beta hydrolase. The coding region runs from base 269 to 1522 and encodes 417 amino acids. Lineage: Eukaryota; Fungi; Ascomycota; Eurotiomycetes; Eurotiales; Aspergillaceae. The record is from RefSeq and is a predicted model, not a curated record. The transcript has 5 exons.
CUUUUGGCUUCCAGAUUCAAUAACCCCUUCUGUUCACUUUUACAAGUCGCAUUGGGUGAUUUAACCGUCGGAGAAUAAUCUCAAUUUCUUCUGCUAUCUCGAUGACACUCUAUUGAACGUUCGCAUGCGCUGAGACUGCUUGUCGCGAUUGCUAUUCGACGGGUCUUGAAGUAAGCUACUUCUGGGACACCUCAAGUUGCAUCUCGCCUCCAUACCGACCUUCAGAUCCGCUAAACUGUGUCUAACUACGUGUAGGACUCUAGCAGCGAUGGCUGAGCUUCAGACCAUCUUCAAAAAGGCCUACUGGACGCUGGCCGCCGGUGGCCUGUUCUAUGUGAUCUUCGUCUGUGCCAUGACGUAUCCCGUAGUCCAGAGAUUUGCUCUCUACGUGAAUAAGGUCAAUCCCACUCGCUGGCAGGACGUCAACUUGGUGGAGUCCUUCGGCUUUCUCAAAACCCAGGUCCAACCCUUCAACCUGGUGACUCCUGACAACGAAACGCUGUACGGAUGGCAUCUUCUGCCUCUGCACCUGUGCCAUGAGCAUGAGAAGGAGCUGAAUGCGAAUGAGCCAGACGGACCAGCAGACGACUAUACUCAAACCCCUGCAUUCAAACUCCUUAAAAAUGAGCCAAAUGCCAGGGUAGUAGUUAGCUUCCACGGCAAUGCUGCUCACCUCGCUUCCGCUCAGCGACCAGACAUCUACCGACAGGUCCUUGGUCUAUCCACACCCCAGAACCCUGUCCAUGUGUUUGCCAUCGACUACCGCGGGUUCGGCCUUUCAACCGGUACACCCACGGAAGAGGGUCUAAUCACCGACGGCGUCUCCCUACUCAACUAUCUCACCUCCGGCCCAUUGCACAUACCUCCUUCACGUAUAGUAAUCAUGGGCCAGAGCCUAGGCACGGCCGUCAGCGCCGCAGUGGCUGAGCGCUUCGCAUUCGGCUCCCCAGAUCCCACCGUCAUACAACCGACACUGAAAGACCCGGAGCCCUUCGCGGGCGUCAUCCUGCUCGCGUGCUUCAGCAACGUCCCAAGCCUCAUCGACUCCUACAGCAUGAAGGGAAUCACACCUCCAAUGCUCUCUCCACUGAACGCCUACCCUCGUGUACAGAACUGGGCCAAAAGCCAUAUCAUUGAUCGCUGGGACACCGCCGCACGAGUCGCACGUCUAUCCGGAGUCAACACCACAGCCAAGGACGACCCUAACCCCGCAUACACAGACAAGGGCCUCGACCUCUUCAUCAUUCAUGCAUCAAAUGAUGUCGAAAUCCCCUGGCAGGAAGACCGUCGUGUCUGGGCCGCCGCCACAGGCGAAACCAUCAAGAAUGCCCCGGGGAAGCUAAUCCACUCGAAAAGGGACUCUAACGGGCCCAACGAGGUACAAAUCUGGGAGAACCAAUCGACCAAGGACGCUGCAGUAGUUAAACGUGUCCGAUGGGAGCGUGUGAGCCAUGGUGGCCACAACCGCGUCGCGACCUUCUCCGUCGCCGCUCUUUCCGUCCUCCGGGCCUUUGAGAAGUGAAUGACCUCAACAUUACCCACCCACACCUAUUACUAGUACAGUCUAAAUCCACGGCCAGAUCAGACCCUGACUCAC